Cryptosporidium ubiquitum is the source of this 504-nucleotide messenger RNA. RefSeq lists its product as uncharacterized. NCBI's taxonomy places the organism in Eukaryota, Apicomplexa, Conoidasida, Eucoccidiorida, Cryptosporidiidae. The record is from RefSeq and is a predicted model, not a curated record. Bases 1 to 504 code for a protein of 167 amino acids. The transcript has 4 exons.
AUGGAAGAAGGAUUCCCAGCCAGAAGGAUUGCUAUGCAGAAGAUUACCGAGAGGUUGCUUCAGGAAUUCGACGAAUCAGAUCCAGAAAAUAUCCCAUAUUUUAUAGUAGAUUUCAUGUGUAAGAAUUAUGGAGAACAUCUUUCAGGAUUUUCAAGAAUUUGGAAUGCUGAAUAUGAAUUUGAGCAGGAAAGAUUUGCAGUAAUAGAUUUUUUUAGAUCACAAUUUAUUAACUCAAAGAUUAUAGGGGACUUUAUUGCUGCAGGAUUCGACACACUUGAGGCCCUUUGCACAAUAACACCCAAAGAUAUUGACGAAGUUGAAAAGUUUUCUGAGAAAAAUUGGCUUCCAGGCCAUAAAAUUAGACUUCAACAAAUAUUUUCAGAUAUCUCUACUCGAGUUCAGCAAUGGAGAGAUGAGAGAGAGCAAAUAUUAAACAAAUCUUGCCAGCAUUUGGGAUCUAACAGAUUAGUGGUAGGUUUAUCAAAAAGAAAAUCCAAAUAUUGA